AACAAUGCCACGAAGCCCGUAGAGGUCAUCUGCGCAUGGCCAGUCUCUGGCCAGUAUGGCGCCGGAUCCAGGGUUUUAUACUACGUGCUAAUAGCAGCAUGUCUGUUUGCUCGAAGGGAGAUAUGGAUCAAGAAUGCUUGUUUGGCUGCAGCACUGCUCCUCCCAGCUGUAGCUGCUGUCCAUGGCAUCGUCCUGGCAGCGUUGCAUCGCGACAAGGCUGUGGACAUGGACGUAUAUGGUGCUUUCCAGCUGUGCUCAAUUGGCGUUCUCGUCGUGCCAGUGACCGUCAGGCUAUCCGAGACGUAUCGCAAUACUCCAGGUCGCAAUACAAUCUUUCUGUGGGCAGGCUUGCUUCUCGCAGGACUACUCAGCCUCACCAUUGAGUUUUACCGAGCCCAGACAUUCCCCUGCAGUCAGGAUGCUCAAGGCAACCCGAUACCCAACAACCCCUCGAAGUUCCCUUACGGAGAAAGCACAACAUGUGGACUUGUCUGCUCCGAAACAGAGGGGCCGUUCUCGCCCAUGCGAAAGGGCUCAUCGAGUGACAUCUACGUGAUUCCUGCGCCCAGCCGGCUCACGUUCGGCACGGCGACACUCCUCGCGGCCGCGUGCUGCGUCCACACAAUUGUCUGGAUGGCAUCUAUGGCGGAACUGGUGUUUGAGGAUAACUGGAAAUCACCCUUUGGCAUCAAAGUCGACGAUAGCCAGGCUGACGAGCAAAUUCCGGGCACCAACGGUGCAACAAAGAAGACUAUGAGGGAUGUCAACGCCAUGAUUCGCUUUUUCCUCUCUGUAGUGGCGGUUCCCAUCUUUGGGGGUGCCGGGCUUGCCAUUCUCAUUAUCGGCGAGAUCAACUUCUUCAGUGGUCCAGUCAGUUACCAAGUUGAGUCGCUGGCCAGCAUU
This is a messenger RNA of Trichoderma reesei QM6a, 903 nucleotides long. RefSeq lists its product as uncharacterized. NCBI's taxonomy places the organism in Eukaryota, Fungi, Ascomycota, Sordariomycetes, Hypocreales, Hypocreaceae. The record is from RefSeq and is a predicted model, not a curated record. The transcript has 4 exons. The annotation marks the transcript as partial.